GCUUCGUCCCCCAAAUUUCCCCAUUUCCUCCACCUCCACUUCCGGCGCCGCGAAGGGAAGCCGCCGCCGCGCACGCUGCCCAUGGCCUCCUCCACUGAGAACACGGACGCACCGAUGGAGGAGCUCCAUGUCCCGCCGCCACCGCCGAACCCUAGCGAGGAGGCGCCCGGCGAGGCGGAGGAGCCGAAAACCCUAGAGCGGGCGCAGGAGCUGUUCGACGAGGGGUCCAAGGCCAUCGAGGACGGGGGCUUCGUCGAAGCCGUCGACUGCCUCAGCCGCGCGCUCGAGAUCAGGACUGCACAUUAUGGAGAGCUUGCUCCAGAAUGUGCCAGCACGUACUAUAAGUAUGGAUGUGCCUUGCUGUACAAAGCCCAGGAGGAGACUGAUCCUUUGGGCAAUGUUCCCAAGAGUGCACCAAAGGAAGAAUCAGUGAAGAGUACAACUGGUAAAGAUGAUAGUGGAAGCUCAAAGGCCUCUUGUAGCAAUGUUGAGGAUGCUGCAUCUUCAGAGAAAGUUGAUGCUGAAGAAGGUGAAAACUCAAAUGGCAAAGAUCAGGAGGAUGGGAAUGGCGAAGAUGACAAGGAUGUUGAUGAUGAUGAUGGCGACAGCGACGAUGAGAAGGCGGGAGAUGAAGAUGAUUCUGAUUUGGAUCUUUCCUGGAAAAUGUUGGACAUUGCAAGGGCAAUAGUUGAGAAGAGCCCAGACAACACUAUGGAGAAAGUAAAAAUCUUUUCUGCCCUGGGUGAAGUCUCCUUGGAAAGAGAGGACAUAGACAACUCACUUGGUGACUACUUCAAAGCUUUAGCUAUUUUGGAGCAAUUGGUUGAGCCUGAUCAUCGUCGAAUCGUGGAACUAAACUUCCGCAUAUGUUUGGUUUUCGAGCUGGCGGCCAAGAUUGCAGAUGCAAUCCCAUACUGUGCGAAGGCAAUUUCACUAUGCAAGUCACGUAUACAGAGCCUGAAAACUUCCAAGGAUGCUUUGUUGGCUGGUAAAGAUGAUAAUGUAUCUGCUGCUGAAGGAGGCUUGCAAAAAUCUGCUCUGGAAGAUGAGAUAGAGUUGCUGACUGGCAUACUUACUGAACUCGAAAAGAAGCUUGAAGACCUGGAGCAAGCAAUGUCAACCCCAAGUUCUGCUAUAGCUGAGAUCAUGAGGACGAUUGCAUCAAGAGCAGAUGCUGAGCAGAAAGUUGCCGAUGCGAUGCCAAGAGCUGCAUCUUUUACAUCUUCACAGAUGGCUGCAUCCAGCAACGGCUUUGAUUCCUCAAUUCUGUCCACAGCAGCGACAACCGGAAGCACUGGAAGUACUGUAACUGACCUUGGGGUUGUAGGUAGAGGCGUCAAGCGAGCUAACAUCAAGCCGAUCUCUGCUGAACCUUCUGCCAAGAAACCUGCAGUGGAUUCACCAUCUGUAAAAGGCGAUAUCAGCAACAACUCGGAGGCUCACCCUACGACACAGAGUGGCGAUGAUUCAGUAUCGAAGUAGAGUACAUUUUCCCUAGCCCUACCUCUUUUAGUAGCUUGCUGGAACCUGUUAGUUCGCUUAAUGUGACCUGCUGCGUGGCCCUUUUUAGCGAAGCUAUUUUAAUAUUUGAGAAGGGACUGCAUGAGCCCUCGACUCAUCUUGAACUUUGUAACUUGUAAGGUUAAAUUACUGAGAAGUUUAUCAACUAUGGUGAGUUGUGUCUGA
Molecule: messenger RNA, 1686 nt
Organism: Phragmites australis (common reed)
Lineage: Eukaryota; Viridiplantae; Streptophyta; Magnoliopsida; Poales; Poaceae
Exons: 6
Coding region: 82-1482 (466 amino acids)
Biological process (GO): DNA replication-dependent chromatin assembly; CENP-A containing chromatin assembly
Cellular component (GO): nucleoplasm
Molecular function (GO): histone binding
Source: RefSeq, a predicted model, not a curated record